AAUGAUGUAAGAGAAUCAUGAUCACAUGUAUACGUGUCCCCGAAAGGAGUGCAUGGUAAAAAGCAUCUGCACACCCAACUCUCUCUCUCUCUCUCUUCGCAGCCUAAUCCACACCCGGAAACAAAGGGAAAAAAAAAUCUAGGAAAGAGGCUCUCAGUGGCCAGAUUUUCAGGUUCCGAACUGGUACGCACCCUCAAUUAUGUUUUCCUAGUUCAUAUGUGAUUUUUUCCUUUGUUAGGAGGGAAUCAGAUCAUGUUGUAGCAUACCCAGAUAAUUGUUUAAUUCUAUAUGUGAGUUUGAUGGUUAUUGAUGAUUUGGGGCUGGGUGUGUUAAUUGGAAGAAGAAGAAGAAGAAAGGUUAAAAAAAACCCAUAUUUCAAGAGAGGCUGAGAUGGGUUGCCUUAGAUCCAGGAAACCCAAGUUUUAUGAGUACAAGGGAUCACCUUUUUAGGGUAUUCCUGUGAUUAUCCGGGGUGGUUUCCUUUUUCCUAGGUUGUUUCCCCUGAACUGUUUGCCUUUUUCUUCUUGGUUUUUUAGAUAAAGAUCGGAUUUUGGUCAUUUUCAUGUGCGUGUUAUUUAGGGGUCGGUGGUCUGGAUAGGAUUGAUGAAUUCUGUGGCCAGUUGUGUGCCAGAACGAAAAGAAUUUGGUAAGCUUUAGAGUCUUUGAGACGCUCAAAGUGCUUGUGAAUGGUUGGAGUAUUUAAAAUAUGAAGAUUAGAUCCAUUGCUCCCCAACAGAUCUGAUAAUCCUGUUUUAUUCUGCACAUGUUAGCCCAUACCCAUAAUUAAGUUUGUCUUGGUGGUGUGAUUUGUGUUCUCAAUAUAACUGUAGCUGUAAAAAGUCUCGUGGUCAUUGAAUUCAUAUGAAAGAGGUACUUCUUGAUACAUUCAAACCUUGUCCCAAGUUGGUUUGUUGAAGGAGAUAGAUAUAGGGGAUGAAAAGUAACAAGUUAUGCGAGUGCGUAGAGAUUGAAAGGUAACUAGUACGCACACAGAGAGAGUUGAUGGAAGAGAUGUCUCAGGCAGUUUCCCUGACUGUUAGUUUAGGUAAUUCUAUGUGUGAUAGUUCUGGAGUGGCAACCCAUGUAGAAAUUACACGGCUCAAGCUGGUAACAGACACAACAAAUUUGUUGUCGGAUCCUUCUAAGGUGGUGUGUGCAGAGUCUGUUUCUAGUGGCUAUGGGUGUUGCAACGAUGCUAAGAGCGAAGUUAACAUGGUAACCAUGUCAGCACCAGAAGGCAAUAGUGAAGGGGGAGCUGACUUGUUGGGGAUGUUUCCCAAAAAUGGAAACAGUUCAAUUGCUAACGAUGCUGUUAUGCUGGAAAGUGAGGAAGAUGAAAUCUUGUCUGUUGCAGAUGGUACUAAUAGGAUUAUUAGUGGGGAGUUGUUAACUUUGGAUGUAGGGUCUGAAAUAAGCUUGCCAGAUAUUGCGGAUGGUCAUGCUCAGAUUGUUGCUAAGGCUAUUAUCUUGGUGGAAUCAAGUAUAGGGCAGGUGCCUUCUGGUGAACUCAUUGUGGCCGCUGUGAGCCCAGACUCAGAGAUAUCUAGUAAAUCUGAGUUAAAGGCCUCUACAGUGGUUUUCCAGUCACAUGUGGAGAAGAGUGUCAGUAAAGGAGGCGGCCGGAGUGUUUUUGAGCUGGACUGUAUUCCCCUUUGGGGUUCUGUAUCUAUUUGUGGAAAAAGACCAGAAAUGGAAGAUGCCAUUGCAGCUGUUCCUCGAUUUAUGAAAAUUCCAAUCAAAAUGCUUAUUGGAGAUCGUGUGAUAGAUGGAAUGAACCAGAGUUUGACCCACGUAACUAGUCAUUUUUUUGCUGUUUAUGAUGGCCACGGGGGCUCUCAGGUUGCAAACUAUUGUCGUGAGCGCAUCCAUUUGGCUUUGGCUGAGGUGAUUGGAGUCACUAAAGACAAUUUAAAUAAUGGAAGAAUGGAGGCAAAUCAGCAGCUGCAGUGGGAGAAAGCCUUCACUAGUUGCUUUCACAAGGUUGAUGAUGAGGUUGGAGGAAAUGUUGGUAGAAGCGAUAAUGAAAGCAAUGGGGAUGCUUCUGAGCCUGUUGCACCAGAAACUGUUGGGUCAACAGCUGUGGUUGCAUUAAUCUGUUCAUCCCAUAUUAUAGUUUCAAACUGUGGUGAUUCAAGAGCAGUCCUAUGUCGUGGCAAAGAAGCCAUGGCAUUAUCAAUUGAUCAUAAACCAAACAGAGAAGAUGAGUACGCAAGGAUUGAAGCAUCUGGAGGCAAGGUCAUCCAGUGGAAUGGUCACCGUGUUCUUGGAGUUCUUGCAAUGUCAAGGUCCAUUGGUGAUAGAUAUUUGAAACCAUGGAUUAUUCCAGAACCAGAAGUCAUGUUUCUUCCACGAGCAAGAGAUGAUGAAUGCCUUAUUCUAGCCAGCGAUGGGUUGUGGGAUGUGAUGUCGAAUGAGGAAGCUUGUGAAGUGGCUCGAAGGCGGAUUUUGCUUUGGCACAAAAAGAAUGGGGUUGCAUCUCUUGUGGAAAGAGGCACAGGAAUUGAUCCUGCAGCGCAAGCAGCAGCAGAUUACCUUUCAAUGCUUGCCCUCCAGAAGGGAAGCAAGGAUAACAUCUCUGUGAUUGUGGUGGACUUGAAAGCUCAAAGGAAGUUUAAGAGCAAGCCUUAGUAGAGAAGCUUCACCAUGGAUCCUGCCAAGUGUAUUCCCAAUGUAUUAGAGAGACUACAUCUUAAUAGAUAGCACGGUCCAUUCGUUUUUUUAUCUUAUGGGCUUAAUGUGUGUACAAGUAAAGAAAUUUGUAUGUACUAUAUAGCAACUAUUAUGGAAUGUCACAUCUAUGUCGUAGUA
Messenger RNA from Corylus avellana, 2808 nucleotides. RefSeq names its product protein phosphatase 2C 16. Gene Ontology annotation, molecular function: cation binding; protein serine/threonine phosphatase activity. Gene Ontology annotation, biological process: protein dephosphorylation. NCBI's taxonomy places the organism in Eukaryota, Viridiplantae, Streptophyta, Magnoliopsida, Fagales, Betulaceae. The record is from RefSeq and is a predicted model, not a curated record.